This is a messenger RNA of Ilex paraguariensis (yerba mate), 560 nucleotides long. The record is from the annotation of a GenBank genome assembly. NCBI's taxonomy places the organism in Eukaryota, Viridiplantae, Streptophyta, Magnoliopsida, Aquifoliales, Aquifoliaceae.
AAAAACAAGCCCUGACCUCCUCCACUGCUACUUUUGCUCAAUUAGAUAAAGCAUCUGCUUGUUUAUUGUCUUCCACUGUGGAUCAUUGAUUCUAGAGCCUCAAAUCAUAUGGCUAUUUCUUCUAGUCAAUUAUCUCACUUCCACUUUGUAGUCCCAUCUCGCAAUGUUACACUUGUCAAUGGGUUCUAAUCACACAUUUCAGGUUUGGGUAGUUUGCAACUUGGUCCUUCUUUAUUGUUGUCUUUUGUCUUUACUUGUUCCUUUGUUCUACUUUAGUUUGUUAUCUAUAAGUAAGAUUAUUUGUUCCCUUAAUUGUUUAUUAAUUUUUUAUCUCUCCUUUUGUGUCUUCCACGAUCUCAAGAUGAAGAGAAAAAUUGGUACGGUGAAUUUGGUGGUUUCUAUUACUUUGACUUUGAGCCCCUCACAAAGCCUUACAAACCUCUUUAUCUCCUUUGCAGUAGCAUUGUCGUCUUUGACUUCCAUCCCUUUCUCUUUUGAAGUCUCAAGUUUUUAGUCUAAGUAGUUUGUCAUCUUUUUUUUGUGAAGCAUGUCAACUUAGU